CUCAAAUCGCCGAUCCAUGAACAUAGUCGACAGCUCAUUGACCUCCAGGAUUCAGUCGUCAAAUUCACGCUGGAUUUCUGUCCAACCGUCAUGACAUAUAACAAAAUUUACAGGUAAACAGAUGUCCGUCAAUCGCAUAGUUCUGCCUAUUGUUAGACCAGGAUCUUACGCCAUUGAUGAGGAAUGUGAUAUCACUCGCACAAUUCCGUGUUACAUGCGAGUGGAGAUAGGAUGACGACCUCUGUGAGUGCUACCCCGGAGGAGAAAACCCCGACAGCGGAUGGCUUUAGUCGGCCCGUCUCUUUACUGUCUUCUAUUGGUAAAAGAAGUUCUUCUUUGCCCACUGAUGACCUGGUGGAUGAGGCAGAGGAACAGUUCUCAUGGACAACGGCCAUCUUUCGUCGAGAGCAGACGGUCCCCCGUGACCCUGAUGCAAUUGUGACCAGACGCUCUGUUUUCGAUGAUCCUGACCUUGCACCACACUAUUGGCCCAAGAAGGACUAUGAGAAUCUCCACAGAUUUGAUACAACCGCUCGUUGGACGUACAGGGAAGAACAGGUCCUAGUCCGCAAGUUGGAUUGGAAGAUUAUGGCUACGGCAGCUAUAGGAUUUUCCGCCUUGAACUUGGACAGGAGCAACAUCAACCAGGCAAACUUGGACAAUUUUCUGCAGGAUCUUGGAUUGACUACAGACGACUUCAACCUCGGAAAUACUGUGUUUAAGUUGGCAUUCUUAUGCGCAGAACUACCAUCACAGCUUGUCUCAAAGCGAAUCGGCCCGGAUCGCUGGAUACCAACGCAAAUUUGCCUCUGGAGUUUCGUGUCUCUGUCACAAUUCUGGUUAACCGGUAGGACCUCGUUCCUGGUCAGCCGGGCGCUUCUUGAUGAAUUCAGCGCCUUGCAAGGCGGUACACCUUUUCACAUUCCACAGCUUUAUCCCCGACCUGAUAUUAUAUCUAUCUUGUAUGUCAAUUUUUACACGAAGACGGAGCUACCCAUCCGCCUCGCCCUGUUCUGGAUGUCUUUAAACCUAUGCGGUAUCGUUGCUAGUUUUCUAGCCUAUGGGACGCUUCACAUGGGUGGUGUGGCUGGCACUGCUGGAUGGCGGUGGCUGUUCAUGAUUGAGGGAAUCCUCACUCUCCUUAUAGGAGUUUUCUCUUUUUUCCGCAUGCCUCCAUCGCCAAUGCAGACCAAAACAUGGUUCCGGCCCAACGGUUGGUUCACAGAAAGAGAAGAAAUCAUUAUCGUCAACCGAGUACUUCGGGAUGAUCCCACCAAGGGUGACAUGCACAACCGUGAGGGCCUUACAUUGCGUCAUCUAUGGACAGCGAUGUGUGAUUAUGACCUUUGGCCAAUUUACAUCCUUGGCCUCAUGUUUGGCAUCCUGAACACUCCCCCCUCGACAUAUCUCACUUUACUACUUACGGACAUCGGAUUCGAUACAUUUGACACCAACCUCCUUACGAUACCCUCUCAGGCUCUCGGAAUUGUCACGAUGUUUUUGAUCGCACUUGUCUCAGAGUUCGUCAACGAAUGUUCUAUUGUGUCAAUGAUGGAGGACCUCUGGACGUUGCCUUUCCUCGUUGCACUCUAUGCAUUGCCUAGCAACCCUAACCCUUGGAUAUUUUUCGCAUCAUACGCGGUUUACUCAACCGUUCAGGCUGUGGUGACUGAUCGGCACGGCAACAAGAUCCUCAUCAUCAUCUGCUGCGUCAACAUCUGUAUUCUGUACCCAGGUACGAAGGCAUAUUACAUCUGGCGCAACCGACAACGAGCUAAGAUUUGGGAUGCGAUGACGACAGAAAUGAGUUCAUCCACGACCAGGGAUGUUGGGAACAGAAGACUUGAUUUCCGUUUUGCACAUUGAUGAUGUGUUUAAUCAUGCAUAUUUAAUCAAUUUCCAACUGCAUUCGACUUGCGAGCCUUGAAGAUAGGAGGAGCGCCAUACC
Molecule: messenger RNA, 1948 nt
Organism: Suillus subalutaceus
Lineage: Eukaryota; Fungi; Basidiomycota; Agaricomycetes; Boletales; Suillaceae
Product: allantoate permease
Exons: 18
Coding region: 232-1866 (544 amino acids)
Biological process (GO): transmembrane transport
Cellular component (GO): membrane
Molecular function (GO): transmembrane transporter activity
Source: RefSeq, a predicted model, not a curated record